This is a messenger RNA of Porites evermanni, 1364 nucleotides long. The record is from the annotation of a GenBank genome assembly. Lineage: Eukaryota; Metazoa; Cnidaria; Anthozoa; Scleractinia; Poritidae.
ACUUACAGCUGCAAAUGUCAUCUGGGUUUUGCGGGAGUUCUCUGUGAAAGACGAGGUAACCAUUAAGAACCCUUCUGUAAUUUCAAUAUUGUAUUACAAAAGGGAUAGCAUUGUUCUUAUCGAGUCGACAACUUUAUUUUUGACAGCUAUUCUUUGUUACCUUAUGUUUUGUUAGUAUGGUAUGUACCUCUUAUUGGCCGAGUUUGAAGCCCAUAUUUAGAAUACACCCCAAGCAUCCAUAAUUUACAUUACAGACCGAGGAACUGAGGCUAAGAAGAUGUUUAUGAAUAUAGCUUCCUGUUUGGUGGAAACUGAAACAAGCAACAAGCAGGCAAACAAGCGAUUUGACAUAAAAAAAAGGGUUUUUUAUAGGCGCUAAAAAAACACCAGCAAAUACCUAACUAGGCCUUCUACUGAAAGUAAAAUGAAAAUGCAAAUGCGAAAUGUUACAAAAGUCUUUAGUCGGCGGUCAAAACUAGGAGCACCGCAAGUGGCACUGUAAGUAAUAACUCGCCAAUGUACGCUGGAGUCUUUUUAUAAUUGGAUACUGUGUCUGCUUUAAAUCUCCUCCAUCUUUCUUUCUUCCGUCUGUGAUAAACAAUUUAAAUGGCAAAAAAGCGUGUUGAGAUGAUCAAGUGCCUUUUCUUGUCUUAAGCUAUGCCAAUGUACACUGUAUUUACAAAAUUCACUUUUGAGAUUGUAAUUGUGUUUUUUUUUUUUUCAUUUAUCUAACCAAAUUAGGUAAAACUUGCAGUGAAAUAAAACUGCACUUUCCGAUAGCUACAAGUGGAUCGUACGUUAUCGACCCCGAUGGAGAAGGAAGCUACGAACCAUUCACUGUUCAUUGUGACAUGACAGACAAGAACGGAGUUGGUGUGACAGUUGUUGGUCAUGACAGUGAAAGCAAGACCCUGGUCACUGGCUAUGAAAGGCAAGGAAGCUAUGUACGUUAUAUUCAUUACACAGGAAGCGGCCUGACAAGCAAUGCUCAAUUGUUUGGUCUUCUGAACAUCUCUACACAUUGUGAGCAGUUUAUCAAGUACCAAUGUUAUGGCUCUCUCCUCUUAAACGCGGGUAACCAAUAUGGAUGGUGGGUCUCACGUGACAACGUCAAAAUGACAUACUGGGGAGGGGCCACUCCUGCGGAUUCCUACAAGUGCGCAUGCGGGGUGAGCAACUCAUGUGCAGACAGCAGCAAUGGAUGUAACUGCGAUAAGAAUGAUAACGUGUGGCGUGAGGACAGCGGUCUCCUUACUGAAAAGUCUCACCUUCCAGUUUCACAGCUGAGAUUUGGAGAUACAGGCCAUCUAGUAGAAAAAGGUUACCACACGCUUGGGAAACUCAAGUGCUACGGAGGUCAAUAG